AUGGCAUCCCCUAAGGAGAACGAUGAUGUCCCCAUGCUUCCAAUCUCAGACACAUCUCGUACUACGAGACCUUUCACUUCAAGGUCUCGUAGCGUGUCUCUCUCAAACACUUGUUCCACCAUUGAUGGAUUCGACAGCUCCACGGUGGUGUUAGGCUACACGGGUCCUCUUCGCACACAGAGACAACCUCCUUUAGCUCAAAUGAGUGGUCCUCUUUCAUCUACUCGCUGUCCUGAGCCUCUUUUUAUUCUUCCUCCUACUUCUGAUUCAGUUGGUACUGUCUCCUCCUCACAGCCUGAGAAGUAUCCUUCUUAUGCUGCUAAACACAAGAACUCAGACGACGAGUUUGUCUUGAAACACGCAAAUCUAUUGAGAUCUGGACAGUUGGGGAUGUGUAAUGAUCCUUACUGUACCGUUUGUCCUUCUUAUUACAACCGUAAAGCUGCUCAAAUCCCUAGUUCCAGAGUUUCUGCCUUCUUUGACUCCAAGUUCCAUAAUGCUCUGUAUGAUGAUGCUAAAGGCUGGGCUAAGCGGUUGGCUACAUCUGCUAAUAGAUACUUACCAGGAAUCAUGAAUCCUCACUCCAAAUUUGUUCAGAGCUGGACUAAGUUCUUUGCCGUCUCAUGCUUGUUGGCUAUUUUUAUAGAUCCUCUCUUCUUCUUUCUCAUAUUAGUCAAACAGUUGUAUAGGCUUCUUCCACUUCUUGCUGGCCAAACACCUACAGGGUUCAUAUUUGAGUCGGCUUGGGCUAACUUUGUUAUUAAUCUUCUCACCUUCAUGCUUGCUGGUCAUGUUGUUGGCUCUUGCUGGUACCUUUUUGGUCUCCAGAGAGUAAAUCAAUGCCUUCGAGAUGCUUGUGGUAACUCUGAUCAUGAGUGUAGAGAUCUAAUAGAUUGUGGUCGUGGAGAUAGCUAUCAAGCCUUUGCUGCAUGGAAAAGUAAUGCGAGUGCAAGUGCUUGUUUUCAAGAGGAUGGUUUUCCUUAUGGAAUUUAUAUGAAGGCAGUCAAUCUCACCAAUCAUACAAGCCUCUUCACAAGAUAUAGUUACUCUCUUUUCUGGGGCUUCCAGCAAAUCAGCACGCUUGCUGGAAACCAAGAGCCAAGUUACUUUCUUGGGGAGGUCUUCUUUACCAUGGGGAUUAUUGGACUAGGGCUAUUGCUUUUUGCACUUCUUAUUGGUAAUAUGCAGAACUUCCUUCAAGCUCUUGGUCGAAGGAAUUUGGAAAUGACAUUGAGACGGCGUGAUGUGGAGCAAUGGAUGAGCCAUAGAAGGUUACCAGAAGGUAUAAGAAAGAGGGUGCGAGAAGCUGAGCGUUUCAACUGGGCUGCUACUAGAGGAGUUAAAGAAGAAUUGCUAUUUGAGAAUAUGCCUGAUGACCUUCAAAGAGAUAUAAGACGACACCUCUUCAUAUUUCUCAAGAAGGUGAGGAUAUUUUCGUUGAUGGAUGAAUCAAUCUUAGAUGCCAUCCGUGAGAGGCUAAAACAAAGAACGUACAUAAGUAGUAGCACAGUGCUGCACCGUGGAGGUCUAGUUGAGAAAAUGGUAUUCAUAGUGAGAGGUGAGAUGGAGAGCAUUGGAGAAGACGGUUCUGUUCUUCCUCUAUCAGAGGGAGACGUUUGUGGUGAAGAGCUCCUCACUUGGUGCCUUGAACGCUCUUCUGUAAACCCUGAUGGAACAAGGAUAAAAAUGCCAUCAAAGGGAUUGCUAAGCAACAGAAAUGUUAGGUGUGUGACAAACGUGGAGGCGUUUUCACUGAGUGUAGCAGAUCUUGAAGACGUAACAAGCUUGUUCUCGAGGUUCUUAAGGAAUCCUAGAGUGCAAGGAGCCAUUAGGUAUGAAUCUCCAUAUUGGAGGCUACGAGCAGCUAGGCAGAUUCAGGUGGCUUGGAGAUACCGAAAGAGACGGAUUCAUAGAUUGUACACUGCUCAGUCUGGUUACAGCCUUUAGAUUGUAAUCUUCGUUCUUGAUGACGAUGAUGGAAUGGUGAUGAUAUAUAUUAUAAUCAUAGCUUAAUGCUUCACUUGAAUUCAUUUUUUGCACUAUAAAAAUAUUAAAUUAUGUAUUUGCUUUAAUAA
Messenger RNA from Eruca vesicaria subsp. sativa (arugula), 2075 nucleotides. The record is from the annotation of a GenBank genome assembly. Lineage: Eukaryota; Viridiplantae; Streptophyta; Magnoliopsida; Brassicales; Brassicaceae.